Anastrepha obliqua is the source of this 1937-nucleotide messenger RNA. RefSeq names its product pre-mRNA-processing factor 17. The transcript is spliced from 3 exons. Gene Ontology annotation, molecular function: protein binding; mRNA binding. Gene Ontology annotation, biological process: mRNA splicing, via spliceosome. Lineage: Eukaryota; Metazoa; Arthropoda; Insecta; Diptera; Tephritidae. The record is from RefSeq and is a predicted model, not a curated record. Bases 86 to 1816 code for a protein of 576 amino acids. Gene Ontology annotation, cellular component: catalytic step 2 spliceosome.
CUGGCAUUUGUGUUUAUACGUUUUUACUUUUGGCGAACUUUUUAAUAGAGAAGUGAUAUUUCAAAAAUAAAAUACCUUUAAUAAAAUGUUGGGCAUAAAGAACUAUGGCUCUUCAUCAGAAAGUGAUACAGAAGCAGAAGAAGGCACCAAUAAAUCCGAGGAAGCAUGUGAUAAUAGAAAUUCCAUGUCGCAUCUCAAGCCUGUCGAUCCCGCACUGUCGCUCGCCAAGUCUUUGGCAAUUUGCGCAGCACCUCAUGUUGUACCUAUGGGUGCUACUGCAGUUUCGCGUACCAUCGAUCCCACUGUGAAAGAAGUGAUGUAUAAUCCAAAAUUUGAAGAAUUGUACGCACCUAUCCAAGGUCCAGAAAACCCGAAUUUGACAGAACAAAUGCGUGCUCCUCGAAACACCCUUUCUGGAUAUGUGGAAAAAGCACAUAUUAAUGCCUUUGAAUUUGAGAACCAGCGACGCACAUUUCACACUUACGGUUAUGCGUUGGAUCCUACAGUCGACGAAGCUGCAGAUGGGAAAUCAUUUGUAGGUGAUUUACAAUCUGCCUACAAUGACGAGGGUAAAACCGUAUUUGAGUCACCAAAGCCGAAAAAGAAACGUAAACAAGAUAAAAACGACAACCCAGAAGAUAUCGAAGGUUUUGUCGGACCAUGGGGUAAGUACAAAGAUGAACAAUCGGUAGCGCGUCCGAACGAGCAGGAGAAGGCAGAAUUGGAGGAGAUUUUAGCGAAAAGACACAGGCGCAAUCGUAUUGUAGAAGACAAACCGUUGGAAGAAAAGUCAGUGCUACAUAUCAAAGACGCCUACGAUUACCAAGGGCGUUCGUAUUUGCAUGCGCCACACGAUUUGGGUAUAAAUUUACGUUCAACGUCUGCACCCAAUAAAUGCUUCUUGCCGAAAGCGCACAUACACACUUGGACGGGACACACCAAAGGUAUUUCAUCUAUACGCUGGUUUCCACAAACAGCGCAUUUGCUGCUGUCCGGUUCCAUGGAUUGUCGCGUAAAAUUGUGGGAGGUGUUUGGCGAACGACGCUGUGUGCGCACUUUCUCUGGUCACAGGCAAGCUAUAAAAGAUAUUGCAUGGAAUAACAAAGGCACCAAAUUCCUCUCCGCUUCCUAUGAUCGUUAUAUAAAAAUGUGGGAUGCGGAAACUGGCGAAGUUAUAUCACGCUUUACAGCGCGAAAAAUGCCCUUCUGCGUCAAAUUUCAUCCGGACAAUAACAAGCAACACCUAUUCGUAGCAGGCACCUCUGACAAGAAAAUUAUUUGUUGGGACACACGCAGUGGCGACAUUGUGCAAGAAUAUGAUCGUCAUUUGGGCGCUGUCAACACAAUCACAUUCGUUGAUGAGAAUCGACGUUUCGUUACCACCUCCGAUGACAAAUCGAUGCGUAUUUGGGAAUGGGACAUUCCCGUCGAUAUGAAAUACAUAGCCGAUCCUACAAUGCAUUCCAUGCCAGCUGUAACGCUUGCUCCAAAUAGCAAAUGGUUGGCAUGCCAAUCACUAGAUAAUAAAAUUGUGAUAUUCUCUGCAUUGAAUCGUUUCAAAAUGAAUCGUAAGAAAACAUUUAGUGGGCAUAUGGUUUCUGGUUAUGCUUGUCAGUUAGAUUUUUCACCAGACAUGAGUUAUUUAGUUAGCGGUGAUGGAGAUGGCAAAUGUUAUAUAUGGGACUGGAAAACAACGAAAAUGUACAAAAAAUGGCAGGCACACGAGGGUGUCUGCAUUAGUACAAUGUGGCAUCCACACGAAGCGAGCAAAGUGGUAACAGCCGGCUGGGAUGGCCUCAUCAAGUACUGGGAUUAAGUGAAGAGCACGUAAAUGUCGAUAAGAAGACCACCUAACAGAAAAUGUUAAGUACACCAUAUUAAAUAAAUUUGUAAUAGAUCUGUAUAAUAGUAAUAAAAAUAGAAUUUUAUAAAUGAAA